AUGGGCAAAAUCAACCUCACAGCCCUGCGGGUGCGACAAACCGCGCUCAGCCAAUUCGCCAGUGGCAAGACCAGCAAGCUGCCACAAUGGGUCGACGUCGUUGGCGAUAUCCCUCCUGCUGAGACCCUCAUCCGUACCCGUCCUCCUCAGCAUCAGCUUGUUCAACAGCGCCUGAAGACUAUUACUGGAUCCACGAAGCCGCAGGUCGUCUUCGAAGUUCAAGAGAAGCGCAGGAAACCGAAGAAGCCCAGCCGUACCUUCAUGCCCGUCGAGCUCAAAUACGAAGAGGAUCAAUUGCGAACCGAAUUUUUCCGUGACCACCCUUGGGAACUUGCUCGACCCCGUGUGCUGCUCGAAAGCACCGGUAAGGACUUCGAACACUACGAUUGGAGCCGCAUUGAACAGCCUGGUAAGCGGCUAGAUGGCGAAAGUGUUGUCCAGCGACAGCUAUGGCUAUUGAACAACGUCCCGGAUAUCAGCAAAAGUACCGCCUACGACAUUGCUCGUCGAGAAUUCUACCGACUUCGACUGAAGGAAGAUAUCCAGCGGCGCGUUGCCGCCGAGGAGGCAGCUGCUUACGGCGCAGAAUUCGGACCAUCAUACCUGGACAUUGGUAUGAAGCAGGAGAGCGAACAAUACGACAAAUGGGUUGCCUGGGCUCGUAACCAGGCUCAGGUGAUGAGCCAGCGGACAGCAGCUCUCAGUGGUGCCCCAGAGCUGGCGACUGAGUCCACUGAGACCGAUGCUGUCGAGGCCGAUGAGAGCGACGAAGUGGCCACUCAGUAA
Penicillium canescens is the source of this 786-nucleotide messenger RNA. It is a transcript of the gene rsm25, whose product is annotated as mitochondrial 37S ribosomal protein mS23. NCBI's taxonomy places the organism in Eukaryota, Fungi, Ascomycota, Eurotiomycetes, Eurotiales, Aspergillaceae. Gene Ontology annotation, molecular function: structural constituent of ribosome. The transcript has 2 exons. The record is from RefSeq and is a predicted model, not a curated record. Gene Ontology annotation, cellular component: mitochondrial small ribosomal subunit. The coding region runs from base 1 to 786 and encodes 261 amino acids.